Paramacrobiotus metropolitanus is the source of this 1784-nucleotide messenger RNA. RefSeq lists its product as uncharacterized. NCBI's taxonomy places the organism in Eukaryota, Metazoa, Tardigrada, Eutardigrada, Parachela, Macrobiotidae. The transcript has 2 exons. Bases 409 to 1515 code for a protein of 368 amino acids. The record is from RefSeq and is a predicted model, not a curated record.
GUGGCAGUUGGUUGUUUCAAUUUUUUUGCUGAUCCAGUUCUGGUUAUUGAGUUGUUCCAACUCUUCGUUAGAUUAUGGCCCAAGUAACCUUUUCGACUACCAAUCGUAAGGGCACAGUGUUAAAUUUUAACGGUUAUGAGUACAUCACAGCCUGGAACCGUGGAGGAGAUAAAACCAAAGACUGUACGAUCUGGCGUUGUCGUGAGAAGGACCGCUGCAGUGCACGACUGCAUUACAGUAAUGGCAAAGCGGUUGAGCGUGGCCAACAUUCACAUGCCCCGGACAUCAUUAAGGUUACGGCCAAUACGGCUAGAGCGGUGGUGAAGGAGCGAGCUGCGAACACUGGAACGUCCUCGCCAGGUGAUUGACGAAGUGCGGGCUGAAAUUCCCAUCAGUGCUGCAGUGACAAUGCCAUCUUACGACGCCCUUGCCCGAACCACUGGGCGCCAAAGACAGGCUGAAAAUGUUCCCACAACCAAAGUAAACUGUCUGGCUGAUAUUGAUGGAACCUAUUUUUUAAAAGAGACCGCGCGAAAGGAGUCCAUCUUGAUUGCUGAUACUGGCGCAGAAGAUCCGUUCCGCAUUAUUGUUUUUGGGGAUCCCAAGUGUUUUGAAUACCUUGCGCGAACAAAUGUUUGGCUCAGCGACGGCACAUUCAGCGUUAGUCCGCCCAUUUUUACUCAGCUGUACACGGUGCAUGGCGACAUUUGUGGUGCAACGGCUCCCCUUAUAUUCGCACUGUUGCCAAAUAAGUCUGAGCUCACCUACCGCCGCCUUUUUACAUUAAUUCGCGAUGAACUGAUGCAAAAAAAUCAGUCUGUGGAUGUUGGGCCGGAAUACAUGGUGAUGGAUUUCGAGCAGUCCUCAAUUAUUGCGUUUCGCAAAGUUUUUCCCACGGCAAAACUGAGAGGGUGCAAUUUUCGUUUCGGGCAGAGUCUGUACCGGAAGCUUGUCAGCUUAGGACAUGGACCCAUGUAUGCAACUAAUUCCGAGUUCAGCAUGUCAUGCCGUAUGGUGUUCGCUCUCGCAUUUGUGCCUGUAAAUGACGUCCACCGAGUGCUUGCCGAACUUCUAAAUUCACCGGACUUCCCAUUCAAGCAGAAUGACGCUUUCAUUGAAUACUUAUGGACGACGUAUACUGGCCGAAACGUAUUUGCAGGAAACAGAUGCAUUGCCAUGAAGCCGCUGUAUCCGGUCGAAUUUUGGAGUUGCUCGGACAGACUUGCGAACGACAUUCACCGUACAACUAAUCGGUUGGAAGCAUGGCAUCGCACAUUUGCUGACGCUGUCAAUAAGGACCACCCCGGCAUAUAUCAGUUUUUUAAUUUGCUGUGCCGGGAAAUUGUCCACCAGCAAACGGAAGCCGCUGCACGUAUGGUUGGUGCCGAGCCGAAGCAGAAAAAGAAGUACAUGGAGGUCACCAAACGGCUCAAGAAAGUAGCGUCCAGCUACGGGCAGAUGGAUGCAAUCAGUUACCUCAGAUCAGUUGCGAUUAAUUUGGAAAUUUUGUUGUAAAAUCUGGUUGAAAUCAGAAUAACUGAACUGUAUACGUAAAUGAGUACUCAUUACUAUUAUACUAAAACACUAACAAUUUGGUAACUGACAUCAACAUUUUUGGUCAUUUUUAUUUAUUUUUGUUUUGGUUAUUUCUUAUGCUUGUGAGUUCGUUUAAUUUAUUUCUUUGUUAAUUGCUGUUCAGCUGUUAAUUAAUUUAAUCGUAUCUAGAUUCAUCAUUUGCCUGUUAAGUAAAACCAUCCUAGCAUAUGUUGAUAAUCCGUACUAAA